GGACACAAAAUCAGUGAGCUUCAUCUGUCCGCCCCGCUCCGUCCAGGUUGCACCUCUGUCUCCUGCCUCUGUCUCCGUGAGAUCUCAUCAACAAGAUGCCUGAGCAUGUGCAAGAGAGGAAGCCAAAGAUCUCAGCUUCAAGAAAGUUGAUGCUGAAGAGUCUGAUGGUGGCAAAAGCCAAGGAGGAACUGGAGCAAGAGAUCCUGGUCAAAGAGGACGAGAAGAACAAGUACCUGUCGGAGAGAGCUCCUCCUCUGAACACUGGAGGCCUCAGCCUUGCACAGCUGCAGGAUCUCUGCAGAGAACUCCACGCCAAGAUCGACGUGGUAGAUGAGGAGCGAUACGACAUUGAAGCCAAAGUGAUGCUGAACACACGAGAGAUUAAGGACCUGAGCAUCAAGGUGUUGGACCUGAGGGGGAAGUUUAAGCGGCCCAACCUGCGCCGGGUCAGAGUGUCUGCUGACGCCAUCCUUCGCUCGCUGCUGGGCUCCAAACACAAAGUGUCCAUGGACCUGCGGGCCAAUCUCAAGUCGGUCAAGAAAGAGGACACCGAGAAGAAGCGGCCGGUCGAGGACAGCGACUGGAGGAAGAACGUGGAGGCCAUGUCAGGGAUGGAGGGCAGGAAGAAGAUGUUCGACGCUGCUAAAGGUCCUGCUCAGUGAGGACGGAGGAGACGCUGGUGUUCUGUGUCCAACAUCUCUCCUGUUUUUUCUACAGUUUUUGGCAGCUUCUGUGUUUUUUUGUUUCCUGUUGAAAUCCUUUGAGUAACACUUAUCUUUAACCUCCCGUUAUGGUUUCCACUCUUCUGCUUCCUGUUGUGUGAUCAAGUGGUACAAAUGUUAUUGAAAAGGCAAAUAUCACAUUUUCUGGGUAAAUUUAUCUUCAUAUUCAACUUUUCUGUUUGGAAAUAAGCCUUAAAGAUGUAGUGUGGAUUUGGUAUAGCUGUCACAAAGGUUGAAUAACAUGAAAUUAAGACAAUUAAAAGAUACAACAGCAUUUACUCGGUUUGGUUUUUCUGCAC
Messenger RNA from Salarias fasciatus (jewelled blenny), 1021 nucleotides. RefSeq names its product troponin I type 1a (skeletal, slow) (gene tnni1a). Gene Ontology annotation, biological process: skeletal muscle contraction; cardiac muscle contraction. The coding region runs from base 96 to 662 and encodes 188 amino acids. The transcript is spliced from 8 exons. Lineage: Eukaryota; Metazoa; Chordata; Actinopteri; Blenniiformes; Blenniidae. The record is from RefSeq and is a predicted model, not a curated record. Gene Ontology annotation, cellular component: troponin complex.